GGCCAGCCGCGGGGGCCCCGCCACACCAGCAGCCUGCCCUGCCUCCCCCUGUUCCGCCAUGGAGAAGUACGAGGUGCUGGAGCAGCUCCAGCCUGGGGCCCUGGGCACGAUGCUGGUAGCUGAAUUGAAAACGGAAAAGGGUGUGGAGAAGAAAUACAUAAUAAAGCAGGUGCAGUGCAUUAAAGAAAAGCAAGCAAAUGAGGCCUUGAAGGAGGCAAUGAAUUUGCUAAACCUUCAUCACUCAAACAUCUGUACUUACAAGGAAUCGUUUGUGACGUGGGAUAAUAAGGUGUCAUGUCUGUUCCUUUAUCUGGUAAUGCAGCACUCAGGCCAAAGAGAUCUUUCAUCUGUCAUCAAGGAAAAAAGGCAGAAGUUGGAAAAAAUAACAGACAUGGUGAUUCUGAAGUUCCUGGGACAGAUGGUGGAUGCUUUGUUUUAUAUACACAAACAAAAUAUUUUCCACAGAAAUCUCAAGCCGUCAAACAUACUUGUGACUGGUGAAGCAUCCUUCAUGCUUAGCGACUUCAGUACAGAAACACUUAUGACAGAUGAGAUGAAAUGGAAAAUAAGAGUGGAAGAAAAUAGCAAGUCUUGGAUGGCUCCAGAAACAUUCGAUUUUAUUUUUACUGAGAAAUCUGACAUCUGGUCUCUAGGUUGUAUUCUACUUGACAUGAUGACCUGCUUUAUUCUGAAUGGAGAAGAGAUAACUUCAUUACUGCAGGAUAUUAGACAGGAUACAAGCCAUCUUGAGGGGGUUCAGACAGGAAUGCAGAAUGGAGAUAACAGCUCUUUGACUUUAUUUCCAGUUUUAUUUAUGAUGCUACAGAUUCAGCCCAGCAUGAGAGCCACAGCAGAAGAUCUGACUGAUGUUCCGUUUAUCAGGGACUACCUGACUGCUGCUGGUGCACCUUCAGUAAAACUGAAAGCGUCUUUGCCUCCCAAAAUAGUAGAUGUGCUCCUUGAGGGAGGAAUUGAAAAUGUCCUAGAAAUCAUGCAGGCUUUCUGGCAUAUAGAAUUAGUACAAGUGAAAGCCAUUCAGCACCUCACCAGCUUCAUAAGAGAUAAAAGUGCCUCUCCCUAUCUGCUAAUGGUCACAGAAUUGAUCACUUUUGCCAUGAAGACUCAUGUAGAUUCUCUCAAGUUACAAGUAGACGGUUGCAGUUUAUUGCUUGAAAUUCUUAAUCCAGCUCUAGAACUGGAUAUGAUGAUGGUCCUGGAUGAGAAUUCGAUCAGCUCUCUAUUAGACACAGUGAGAAAACACUCUGACAGUGAAGAGUUACUUUCAUUGUUCUGCACGUUACUGAUGACGCUUUCAGCCAGCGAAGUCAUUGCAGAGAAUCUGUGGGAACUUGGAGUAAUUCCAGACCUUCUGUCAAUUUUAAGAAAUUUUAUUCAUAAUGAAAAUAUCUGCCUCCCUUGCUGUGGGGUGCUCUGGAGCUUGGCUGUGAGUGAGACUAACAUAGACCGUGCAUUCCUGGCAAGAGCUGUCCCUGUUGUCUUUGAGGUCCUUCAAGAGCACAUCCAGAACGGAGCCAUUGCAGAGUCUGCUUGCUCGGCUCUAUGGGCACUGUCACUCCAAGGUUGCUUAACUGAAAAUGAGUAUGAGCCCACAACAGCACUUCUGCUGGAUGCGCUCAGGAUGAACCCAGGAAGACCAGUGCUGGUGAAGAAUGCCUGCCUGGCACUAGCAAGCCUUCUAAGGUUAUCUGGGCUGGAAGAGGAAAUAGUGAAACUGGAGGUGGGAAUUUGUUUUCUUCCCAUGGACCCAGCAUGCGUGUAUGAGAAGUAUUGGAUCAGCACAAGCUGGUCUGUUAGUAACUUGAGAGUGUUUUGUUACUUAUGAUGAAAUUGCUUCAACUGUAUAAAAGGGUAAAACUGAAUCAAUAUGAAAAUGGUAAACGCUAAAAUACCGCUUUGCCAUUGCAUGAUGGUGUCAGCUGCCUACGUGGUCUGCUAGCUGUUCCCAAAUACGCUUCAGAAUAGCUUUUAGGAAGUCUGAAAAUAAAGGGCAUGACUUUCUGGAAAAAUAUCACACAUGUGCUAGCUGGAACAGGGGGACUGGAAAGCAGGCAAUGCAGCCUGCAGCUACCGAGUAGCCUAGCAGUGUUUGUUUCCCUUUCAGAAACAGCAGCUUUGAGACUUGUAAUGGAUUCAAAAGGCAGUGGAAUAAACCUGAUCAAAGAUGCCUACUGCCUUCACUUUGAUGAUCCAGAAGCAGUGGAAAAUAUCUGUAUACUGAUUAAUGAGAUGAUUCAGUA
Messenger RNA from Pezoporus flaviventris, 2258 nucleotides. It is a transcript of the gene STKLD1, whose product is annotated as serine/threonine kinase like domain containing 1. Lineage: Eukaryota; Metazoa; Chordata; Aves; Psittaciformes; Psittacidae. Gene Ontology annotation, biological process: protein phosphorylation. Bases 59 to 1843 code for a protein of 594 amino acids. The record is from RefSeq and is a predicted model, not a curated record. The transcript is spliced from 17 exons. Gene Ontology annotation, molecular function: ATP binding; protein serine/threonine kinase activity.